Molecule: messenger RNA, 176 nt
Organism: Strongylus vulgaris
Lineage: Eukaryota; Metazoa; Nematoda; Chromadorea; Rhabditida; Strongylidae
Source: the annotation of a GenBank genome assembly
AUGGGAGUUGUUAACGAAGUGCAGAUGGAUAAGCCCGAUUCAGAGCCGCGAGUUUAUGCUAAACGAUGGGCAAUUCUCAUUAUGUUCAUCUUUCUCAGCGCAUCGAAUGGCGCUCAGUGGAUCAUGUACUCGGUCAUUGCACAGAUUGUCUCCGACUUUUAUGGAGUCAGGUGAAC